Molecule: messenger RNA, 1171 nt
Organism: Podospora pseudopauciseta
Lineage: Eukaryota; Fungi; Ascomycota; Sordariomycetes; Sordariales; Podosporaceae
Exons: 2
Coding region: 1-960 (319 amino acids)
Biological process (GO): pyruvate metabolic process; lactate metabolic process
Cellular component (GO): cytoplasm
Molecular function (GO): L-lactate dehydrogenase (NAD+) activity
Source: RefSeq, a predicted model, not a curated record
AUGCCUGCCUCCAAUGCAGCCAACGUUAGAUCCAUCAAGAUCGUGAUUGUCGGUGCCGGCUCCGUCGGUGUUACUACCGCCUAUGCCCUCCUCCUAUCAGGGCUCGCAGCCGAGAUCGUUCUCAUCGACAUCGACACGAACCGCGCCCUGGGUGAGGCCAUUGACAUGAGCCACGCCGCCCACUAUGCCCAGGCCCGCGUUCGUGUGGGUGACUCUUACGACGACUGCGCGGGAGCCACAGCCGUCAUCGUCACAGCCGGCGUCAAUCAAAAGCCAGGUCAGACCAGAAUGGACCUUGUCAAGACCAACUACGGGUUGUUCAAGUCCAUCAUCCCCCAGAUCGCCGCCGCCGCGCCAGAUACGAUUCUCAUCAUUGCGACCAACCCCGUUGAUGUCCUCACACAUGCCGCUCUCAAGUUGUCUGGUUUCCCGGUGGAGAGGGUGAUUGGCUCCGGGACAGCCAUGGACACGACCAGAUUCAGACACGAGCUGGGCAAGCAGUUUGGCGUCAACCCGCGAAACGUGCACGCGGUGAUUAUUGGCGAGCAUGGUGACAGUCAGCUGCCGGUUUGGUCCCUUGCUUCGAUUGCGGGCAUGAGGUUGAGGGACUAUGCGGCGCAAAAGGGGAUUCCGUACGACCAGGAGGUCAUGGACGGUUGCUCCCAAAGGACGAAGGACGCGGCGUACGAGAUUAUCCAGCGCAAGGGCAAGACCAACUAUGGUGUUGCUUCGGUGCUGGUCAGCAUCUUGGAGCCGAUCAUCACUGAUGGCGACGCCUUGGUGACGGUUUCGAGGGUGGGGACGUAUGCUGGGGUGGAUGAUGUUGCGUUGAGCAUGCCUUGCAAGCUGAACAGGGCGGGUGCUCACCAGGAUGUGCCGCUGUUGCUGGAUGAGAAGGAGAAGGAGCUGUUGAAGCAGUCGGCGGAGAGUAUCAAGGAGGUGUUGAGGGCUUGCGAGUAAGGGGUUCAUUUUUCCAUCAUGUUUUGUGUACGUUUAGCAGGCGGGUUUGGGUUGGGUUAGAGUUACUGGCAAGUGGGAUCUGGUUCAUUGGGCGUGGGAAUGCCAUCAUGCCUUGAUUUCAUCAAAUGAGAAUAGAUUUCAAACCUGUUUUCCGUGAUUUGUUUGCCAUUGACUGAUUGUUUUGUUUGCUGAUAGGAUUUGCAGCUCUUGA